Molecule: messenger RNA, 1695 nt
Organism: Ilex paraguariensis (yerba mate)
Lineage: Eukaryota; Viridiplantae; Streptophyta; Magnoliopsida; Aquifoliales; Aquifoliaceae
Source: the annotation of a GenBank genome assembly
CCUCUCUCUGUCUCUCUGCUGUUUAUCUCAGAGCUGAACCAACACAAACUGUCCAUCACUCUUCUACCAAAAGAAACAAAUCAAUGUUCACAAGCUUAAGAUCUGCUCGCCCUAGCCUCCAGUUCCGCGAGUUCAAGAUCUGAUUCGAUUUAAGAAGACCCAUCGUCGAUUCACUACCAAAAGAAUUCUCCUUUUGUUUUCAAAAUCAUGUCUCUGUUGCCAAAGAGUGAUUCCAUUCAAAUUAGAGAAGUGUGGAAUGAUAAUCUCGAAGAGGAGUUUGCUCUGAUUCGCGACAUAGUUGAUGGCUUUCCUUAUAUUGCAAUGGACACUGAAUUUCCAGGGGUUGUUCUUCGCCCCGUGGGGAAUUUCAAGAAUAUUAACGAGUAUAACUAUCAGACUUUGAAGGACAAUGUUGAUAUGUUGAAAUUAAUACAGUUGGGUCUCACUUUUUCCGAUGAAGAUGGGAAUUUACCCACUUGUGGUACUGAUACGUACUGCAUUUGGCAGUUCAAUUUUCGCGAAUUUGAUGUCACUGAGGAUAUUUUCGCUAAUGAUUCCAUCGAGUUGUUGAGACAGUGUGGGAUUGAUUUCAAGAAAAAUAAUGAGAUGGGUAUUGAUGCAAACUGGUUUGGCGAGCUCUUGAUGUCGUCAGGGAUUGUUUUGAAUGAUGGUGUGCGCUGGGUGACAUUUCAUAGUGCAUAUGAUUUUGGGUAUUUGCUUAAGCUGUUGAUUCGCCGGGAUUUGCCUGAUACACAAGCGGAGUUCUUUGAUUUAAUCAAUAUGUAUUUUCCUGUGGUUUAUGAUAUCAAGCAUUUGAUGAAGUUUUGCAAUAGUCUUCAUGGUGGGUUGAACAAGCUCGCGGAGCUCUUGGAAGUUGAGAGGAUUGGUAUUUGUCAUCAAGCUGGUUCGGAUAGUUUGCUCACCUCAUGCACAUUCAAGAAGUUGAAAGACACCUUCUUUAACGGCUCCACUGAGAAAUAUGCAGGUGUUUUGUAUGGUCUUGGUGUUGAGAAUGGAUCUGAUAAUAAAUAGAACGCAUUUAUGUAUGUUCAGUUGAGUUGCUUGGUGUAAAAAUCCCAUUUCGAUUUGUAUACUAUUCGCGAAAGGUCGUUGCUUUUUAAUUUUACCUUGGUUUUUUUUGCCUUUUUUUCCUGAUCUUAUAUGUAACUUGAACCUUUGAUGUGUGUUGUAGCUAAAGCACUGUAAAUUAUUACUGUUAGUGUUGCAAUAACAAUUUUAACUUUUCACUUUGCCUGAAGAGUUUAUUCCCAUUAUGAUUUACAGAGUGUAUCCCCUUGAUUAUCGAGUGUAGUGCCAGCUCACAUGUUUUGUCUACAUGUAAGAGCCUCAUAAUACAUGUGAAGCAAACUUGUACAUGAACUUCACUUCGUCUAUUCUGUUGCCCAGAUUUGUGUUUGUAAAGGCACUGAAGUUGAAUAGACCAUAUUAGAGCGAUUUGAACCCCUUAUAGUCAUAUAUCAUGGUUCCUUCACUAAUUAGCUUAACUUACUGCAAUUAUGGAACAUGUGUCUCAGCCCGUUGAAUAGUGUAGGAUUAAUGCUAACUUGAAUUAUCCUGCUUGCUUAUGAUGAUUAAUUUUAAAUCCUCCCCCCGGUCCCCCCUCUCUUUUUUUGUGUCUCUCUGGGUGUGAGAGAAAGCGAUCCUUAUUGUAGGUCUUUGUGAAGAAGGCUUGAU